Miniopterus natalensis is the source of this 495-nucleotide messenger RNA. The record is from RefSeq and is a predicted model, not a curated record. NCBI's taxonomy places the organism in Eukaryota, Metazoa, Chordata, Mammalia, Chiroptera, Miniopteridae.
AUGCAGGCCCCGGACGACGACGCCAACCGCACAGGCAGCAUGGCGGGUGGUUCUGGAUCACCCACUGGCCCAGGGGGCCCCAUGGGCCCUGGAGAGCGGGCCAGCACCGGAGCGGAAAGCGCUGCCGCUGAGGUAGCUCCGCAGGUGGAGGGGGCAUCGCUCGACUCCGGGCAGGCUGGAGAGGCCUCUGCCUCCGACAGACGCCUGGGAAGCCAAGUGCUGGAGUUUGCCCUCACGGUGCCUUUCCUGUCCUACGUGGAUGCGGAGGUGGCCCGCAGGUAUCUGACCCCAGGUGCUGAACCCUACCACGGGAUGGUUCGUUGGGAACUCACAGUGACUGGCAGUGACCUGUUUAUCCGAUUAACUGCUGAAGACUCUGACCUCCUGCAAAUUUCUGCUGCCUCCAUGCUGAACCGGCUUUCCAUAUUGGUGCAUACCAUGCAGCACUUCGUGCCCCCGUUUUGUGCUAAGUUUCAGCCCAAAAACGGGGAUUGA